CAAGAUUAGAGUUUUGUCUUGGAUUUUUUUAAAGGAUCAGAACUUGUUUGAUGCUUCUAGUGCUCGUUGGAUGUCUGAUUCGAGAUCGUGUUUGGAGUUGUAAGUUUGGUAAUUUUUGCGAACUGUUAUGUAGGUGUUUUUAGCACUGAAGUGACCUUUUUGUAAGGGAUGAAAUACCCGUUGUACUCUAAUUGUGUUCUUAAUAUAUUUCUUUUUCUGAUUAAAAAAAAAAAAAUCGAAUACAUAGAUAACUCGAAAAUAUUUACCUUCCCUAAAAAAAAAUAUUUACCUAUUCAAGUUUAUAUGACCCAUCCAAUAUGUUACUGAAUUAAAUACUUAGAUUAGAACUAAAAACUGAAACCCUUCCCCCGUCGAAGCCUCCAACCUCCGGGAUCCGGCUGCUCUGGCUCACUGGAUCGCCUUCGUCCCUGCAGCCGCGCGGGUCCUACUUUUGUUUGGUUUGAGACCGAAGCCUGAAUGACACCUCACCCAGAUUGAGAUUCUAAACAAUGCAACAGGCUGUCUGAGCUGUGCCUAAAUGGAGUUCUGCCCAACUUGCGGGAAUAUGCUGCUCUAUCAGUUGCCACACAUGGGGCACGCUGCCCGAUUUACCUGUCCGACGUGCCCUUAUGUAUGCAACAUAGAGGCUCAGGUUAAGAUAAAGAGACAUGUGCGUUUGGUUAAGAAGGCGAUAGAUCCUAUUUUCACUAAAGAAGACCGCAAGAACUUCCAGGAAACUAAAGAGAGCUGCCCCGUAUGCGGUCAUGAUAAAGCCGGAUUCAUUCAAUUGCAGACUAGAUCAGCAGAUGAACCGAUGACAAUAUUCUAUGAAUGCAGAAAGUGCGAAUUCACUUGGAGAGAGGGCUAAGUCUUCAUGCGCCGACUGACCCUUGUAUACGUGCUGCUGAUGAGAGGCUACCUGGUUAUGCUCAAGCUUUUUCGAUUUCGUUGAGAAGCGCGGCUUGGAAAUUUGUAUACUUUUAGGUUGUUUCAGUUCCUUCUCAUUCUUUAGCUUAUUUAAUUCAAAGUUUCUCUUGCAAAAUUGAACAAACAAGUGCUCGUGCUAUUUUUCCUCACCUCAAGAUUAGUGGUUCAUGAAUUUAUCCUUUGCACA
Messenger RNA from Salvia miltiorrhiza (redroot sage), 1114 nucleotides. RefSeq lists its product as uncharacterized. The record is from RefSeq and is a predicted model, not a curated record. Gene Ontology annotation, biological process: DNA-templated transcription; regulation of DNA-templated transcription; termination of RNA polymerase III transcription. Gene Ontology annotation, molecular function: zinc ion binding; DNA-directed RNA polymerase activity; nucleic acid binding. The transcript has 5 exons. NCBI's taxonomy places the organism in Eukaryota, Viridiplantae, Streptophyta, Magnoliopsida, Lamiales, Lamiaceae. The coding region runs from base 539 to 868 and encodes 109 amino acids. Gene Ontology annotation, cellular component: RNA polymerase III complex.